AUUCGCCUUGUACACUUUAAUCACCAGGGGGGCCCACUCACAUGACAUGGUACAAUACUGUCACCACAGCCAAUCUGUCCCUCCUUUACUUAUAAGCUGAGACCGGGGUCGUGAAACAUCCCUUUCAUGGACGCUCCCUGCAGAAAUCCUCACGUCAAUCAACCCCCAAACCCUAACCCUAAUAACCCUCCAAUGACGCAUUUAAUUCCAGUCAUGGUGGCUCAGAGAGCAUGGGCAGUAGACGGUCUGAGGCUCAGCAUGCGGCCCCACAGUGUAGGCCUUUAACAGCUUCAGAGGAAGACGCUGGGUGGUGUCUGCCCUGCAGCCAAGUCAAGCACUAAUGUCAUAGUAUUGCAAUAAGAACAAUAUGAAGGAACACCGGUAAGGGCUUGUCAAACUCAAUGGCUGGGUGGAGUUAGGUGUCAUCUAGGCAGAAAGAUCCAACAUGUCUGGAAAAGUAGAUCCUAUCCUGCUGAAUCAUUGUACAGAAAGCAGUUAAAAUUGUCGCCAAAUCAGGGCUAUUGCUCUAAUUGCUCUGAUUAAGUUAUAUUGUUUUAUAAUUCAAACAACAAUCUAACUUGUUGAGUGCCCCAGAAACCAACCAAUAGGAUGAGAGAAGGUGCAUCUAAUCCGUUGUUUUGAUAACCCGAGCCGAAUGCUGAGGCCUACAGUUUCGGCCAAUAUCUUGACUCCACAUCUCCAGCAGUGACGGUGAGGGCCGUGAGAGCUCGGCACACCGCCGCCUCUCACACGCAGCGGCCUGCAACACGAAACGGUCGUUCCACACCUCACUCGGAGCUCCCUGUGAAUCGCUAUGGACUUCCGAUGGCCAAAUUAGGAGUUAGCAAGGUGAAGAGAACGCCGCAAUACAAAGAAAAACAUCACGUCUAGAGGGAACGUGAUUCCUUGGCAACGUCUGUCAAGACGCCGCCCCCCUCUCCCCCCCCCAAAAAGAACCUAACACACCGAGGGGUUCCCAGCAGCGAUGAAGAUCCGUGUGGUCCAGAUCUGGGGGUUUCUGAUGACGGUGCUGGGCUGGAUCUUCGUGGCCUGCACCAUAGCCAUGGAGGGCUGGAAGAUCACCUCCAUUGGUGGGAUGGGGGGCUCGUCAAUCAUCAAGAUAGCCUGGUUCUGGUCCAGCCUUUGGCGGGCUUGCUUUACCGACUCCACGGCCGUCACCAACUGCUACGACUUCCCCGUGCUCUGGUCCGUGGAUGGCCACAUCCAGAUAGUGCGUGGGCUGCUAAUGGGGUCGCUGGCGGUGGGCGCGCUGGGCUUCGUGCUCAGCAUGAUGGGCAUGGAGUGCACCUUCCUGGGUGGGAAGGAGAAGCCCAAACACAGGAAGGUCUACGCAGGGGGAUGCUUCCACAUACUCAGCGGUAUCCUGUCAACGUGCGGGUAUGUGGUCUAUGCCCAGUAUGUCUCUGGAGAAUACUUCAACCCCCAUUUUGAAGGACUGAAGUUUGACCUGGGGACCCCUCUCUUCCUGGGCUGGGUGGGCUCUGCGUUUCACAUUACUGGCGGAUGUUUUUACCUUUGGGCCUCAUGCAAGCCGCUGUGUGGAGGAAAAGUGACGACUAUCGUGAUUCCCGCCGUUCCUGAGCUUCCUGAGACGACAACGGCCUUGUCCACCGUGUCUGAGAUCCCAUCCAAGAGCAAGGUCUCCACCUCCUCCACCUCCUCCUCCUCUUCCUCCACUGCUCGUUCCGAUGUGUCCGGGAUCUCGUCAAGGGCCGAGCGUUCCUCCGGGUCUUCCAGGUCUUCCAGGUCAUCCGGGUCUUCCAGGUCGGCGGGGCGGCCCUCUCGGUCCCGGGCCACCAGGUCAUCAGCCUCGGAGUCGGGCCGCUCGUCGAGGUCCAGCCGGUCGUCUCGCUCCAGCGGGGCUGGGGGUGCUGGGACAGUAUCGUCUCGGUCCGCUGGGUCCAGGAGUGACCGCAUACCCUUCUUGAAUACCAACUACGUUUGAAAUGUCUUUAAAGGUGACAUAUCAUACCAACAGGUGUGUGUGUGAUCAACCGUUACAAGCUGAUUUGAAAAUCUGCCUCUUCUGACAUCAGAGGAGGGCGUGUCCCCCUAGAUGUGUGACAGAUAGAUGAGCAACGUUUGCUGCAGUCCGCUGGGUAGGCUGGUAGACUGAUCUAUCCAGCACACAUCUAGGUGGACACGCCCACUGGUGAUGUCAGAAGAGGCCGAUUUUCAAAAAUGCUUGUAACGGCUAAUCACACUCACACCUGGUAUGAUAUGUCACCUUUAAGUACAAUAGUGUGCAAUUACAUUACAGGUUCUCUCCAGAUACGAAUGUGGGUUUUUGUCGACCGUGAAUCUGAAUGGAUGUAUGCAUAUUGUUUUUGCAUGAUCAAUUAGUUUGGCAAUUGGGUUUAUUGGUUUUCUAUUCAUAAUUUCUGUUCAUUCCGUCCUGGGGAUAGUGAAUAGGGCUUGUCUGGUCAUCUUCACUGUAUUUUUUAUCAAUUCCUCAAACACUCCUUUAAUCUGAUCUCCUCCUGUUGUCCUUCAACCCCUGCUCAUCAGUGGGAAACCAAAGAAAAUAUAUCUAUAUAGCCACUAAAUAAUUUAUUGUUACAGAUACCACCAAAAUGUAGAUAUAUUUUUGAUUUUUAUAUAUUUUUGGCCCAUUGACACAUAAGGAACUGGUUCAGGGAUAGACAUGUGUAUAUAGGUAGGAGUGUCACAGCACUAUUACAUUUACGUUAGCGUUUAUAUAAAUAACACCGUACUGUGUUACUAGGAUUACGAUCCAAAAUGUCAGCCGCUCUGGAGCCACGUGGAAAGAUUUCUCCAGUACGUAAUGAGGAUAUUAUUUGACACAACAGCCUAAUGCUUGAAUUGUUUCAAUAAAGACGAUAUCAAUGCUAGGAAGCUAUUGGGAAACCUUUACUGUACUUUCUACCAAAGAUUCAAAGUUAUGCUAUAUAUUGGUUUGCCAAUGAUGUACAUAAAUAAAACAGAAUAAAUACC
Messenger RNA from Gadus morhua (Atlantic cod), 2976 nucleotides. It is a transcript of the gene cldn10e, whose product is annotated as claudin 10e. Bases 986 to 1966 code for a protein of 326 amino acids. The record is from RefSeq and is a predicted model, not a curated record. NCBI's taxonomy places the organism in Eukaryota, Metazoa, Chordata, Actinopteri, Gadiformes, Gadidae. The transcript has 5 exons. Gene Ontology annotation, molecular function: structural molecule activity. Gene Ontology annotation, cellular component: membrane; bicellular tight junction.